UGUAAAUCCAUAGCCGCCGCACGCAUCGGCUGACAUAACUGGCAUAGAUAAUUUUUAUAGCAGGCUGUCGGCAGGAAAGCGCAACGGGAUUUCAGCGGAGCCGGAGCGUUGUACUCGACAGUUCUCUGCAGUUUUGUAAUUCUGUAGUUAAUAAUACACGUUUACACAUUUUGCUCUUGGUUUUAAAAUGAAAAUUGCUAUUAUCGGGGCGGGUGCUGCCGGCCUUGCAGCCUUAAAAUAUGGCCUUGAUCAAGGCCACACGUGUACAGCCUUCGAACAAGCCGAACAUAUUGGUGGUACCUGGAAUUAUACAGAUCGGACUAAUAUUGAUGAAUAUGGAUUACCGGUUCAUUCUUCCAUGUACCAAGGCUUAAGAACUAACCUGCCAAAGGAAGUGAUGGAAUAUCAGAAUUUUCCUUAUGAUGUAAAUUUAAAAUCUUACAUAACUCAACCAGAUGUUUUGGACUAUAUAAAUAGGUUUGCUACGCAUCAUAAUCUCCAUCCCCAUAUCAAGCUUUUAAGGCAUAUCCUUGAGAUCGAUCCACUACCUAACGAAAAAUGGAAAAUUAAAGAAAAGCAUCUUAAAUCACAGGAAAUCUCUGAGCAUAUUUUCGAUGCUGUGAUGAUUUGUGUAGGAAAUUAUUCUACACCAAACAUUCCCAAGAUUCCUGGAGCGAAUGAGUUCACAGGUGGGGCUAUUCACAGUCACAACUACAGAAAGUCAGACUCAUACAAGGGAAAAACAGUUUUAGUAAUUGGUGCAGGACCUUCAGGUGUAGACAUCUCAAGAAUCAUUGGUGAAGUAGCUGAAAAAGUUUAUAUCAGUUAUGGCGGUAGAAUAUUUUGUAAGGCUGAAGAUUAUGUAUUACACAAACCUAUAGUUAAGAAAUUAACCGCCAACACCGCUGUCUUCGAAGAUGGUAGUGAAGAAGUGAUCGACGAAAUUAUAUAUUGUACUGGUUAUUUAUACUCCUAUCCAUUUUUGACUCCAAAAUGUGGCAUAGAGAUCGAAAAUAAUUGGGUAAAAUAUUUAUAUAAACAUAUAAUCAAUAUUCAACAUCCUACCAUGGGAUUUAUAGGAAUUACUUUACAUUUGCUGUUUCCAACAGUCGAUAUACAGAUUCGAUUUUUCCUUGAAUUCCUCAAAAAUACAAACCGAUUUUCGCAAGAAGAAAUGAAACAAGAUAUUUUGAAGAACAUAGAGAUAAGGAAAGAACAAGCUUUGCCUCAACACCGUGUCCAUGAAAUAGCAAUGAAACUCUAUCGUGGGUACACAGACAAUUUAGCAGACACUCUGGGCAUUAAACGAGUGAGACCGGUCAUUCAAAAUCUCUACGAGCAUUUGGGGAACAGUAGGGACAUUAAUAAGAGAUACAAGAUACUAAAUGACCACGAAUUUGUAGAGUAUUAUUGAAUGUACAAGCGAGAUGUAUAGUCUGGCCGACAAGAGAAGGUAUCUCAGUGACAGUUGUUGUCUGUCAUUUAAAUUCAACAAUAAAUUUAUUUUAUGUCAUUUUUUUGCUGUCAGUCGAAAUCUUCCCUUUUCUCGUUGGACAUACUUUAGACUAAAUCUACUGGCAUAUAAUUUUACAAUUAUUUGCUGUAUAAAGAAUUUAUAUUUUUAUAUACAAUUUUUUUUACAUAAUAUUAUAUGUAAAUAUAUACAUAUGUUUAUAUAUUUUUAGAAGAAUGUGUAAUAAAAUUAUAUUAGAUUA
Messenger RNA from Sitophilus oryzae (rice weevil), 1715 nucleotides. Its product is annotated as senecionine N-oxygenase-like. The transcript is spliced from 6 exons. Lineage: Eukaryota; Metazoa; Arthropoda; Insecta; Coleoptera; Curculionidae. The record is from RefSeq and is a predicted model, not a curated record. Bases 188 to 1414 code for a protein of 408 amino acids. Gene Ontology annotation, molecular function: flavin adenine dinucleotide binding; NADP binding; N,N-dimethylaniline monooxygenase activity.